AUGUGCAGACUUAUUGCUGCUGCAAGAUGGGGAAAAAAGUCGACGAUUGAUUAUGAUGACAUGGGACGACCUGUGUACAAUGAAAAUGGGAAGGCACUACAAUCUUUCAUUGGCUCUGUUGUUAGAUCCAUGGUGCCAAUUAACAUAAAGUCAUGGCCCACUGUUCCAGAGAACAUGAAAGAGAAAGUGUGGGAAGAAAUCUCGAAUGUCUUCGACUUAGCACCACAAAGCGAGGCGACAGUGAUGAGUUCAGCAGCCCAGAAAUGGAGAGACUUCAAAAACAAACUCAACAGUAGGUUUGUCUGGCCAUAUAGAGAUAAUCCUGAAAAACUGAGGUCACCACUGGAGCAGUAUCAGAUCCCAUCUGCAAUUUGGAAAGCUUUUGUCGAUGAGAGGCUACAUCCAUCUUGGGAGAGGCAGAGAAAAAUAUUCAGGGAGGAUGAGGAAGUUGAUAGGUCAUUACUUUGGCAUAAGGCCCGCGAGGACAAAUCCGGAAACAUCACAAAUACAGAGACUGCUGAAGUUGCUGAAAAAAUUGACGAUUUGUUGGACAAGAAAAAGAGGGGAGAGUUCAUAUCUUCUGGAAGCAAUGACGUAUUAACUACUACAUUAGGGAGCCAAGAACAUUACGGAAGGGUUAGAGGUGUAGGGGGAUUUGUGACGCCCCAAGUCUACUUCAAAACUCCAAGGAAGAAGAGGGAGUUGGUGUCAAAGGCUUCGGCUGAAAACUUCAAAGAGCAAGCGGAGGAAACAAAGAGUUUGAAAGCUGAAGUUGAAAAACUCAAGGCUCUUCUUGCUCGAUUUAUGCCAGAAACAAGUGAUCGAGUUUCUGAACGUGUAGCUUCUAACAAAAAGGUAGAUCCUCUACCUUAG
Molecule: messenger RNA, 873 nt
Organism: Zingiber officinale
Lineage: Eukaryota; Viridiplantae; Streptophyta; Magnoliopsida; Zingiberales; Zingiberaceae
Exons: 4
Coding region: 1-873 (290 amino acids)
Source: RefSeq, a predicted model, not a curated record